UUCUAUAUAUAUCUCACGCUACCCUUCACUCUAAAAUCACACAAACAAUUGUACAUUUUUGUGCAGAGGAAGAAAAAGAAGAAGAAGAUGAUGGACCUUGGGACAUACGGCAAUUCCACGCCCAUGGCUGAGAAGGGUGUCACGGGCGGCUACGAUGUGCCUGAAGGAGUGGACAUCAGGGGGCGCUAUGAUGAGGAGUUUGCGAAGAUCCUGACCGUGGAUGCUCUGCAGUUUGUGGUGGAUUUGCAGAGGGAGUUUCGAAACCAUGUGAAGUAUGCGUUGGAGUGUCGCAGGGAAGCUAAGAGGAGGCACAAUGAGGGUGCAGUGCCGGGGUUUGAUCCUGCCACAAGGUGCGUGAGGGAAGGGGAAUGGACGUGUGCGCCUGUCCCGCCGUCUGUUGUUGAUCGGAGGGUGGAGAUUACGGGACCUGUGGAGAGGAAGAUGAUCAUCAAUGCCCUCAACUCUGGUGCUAAAGUUUUCAUGGCUGAUUUUGAAGAUGCACUGUCACCAAGUUGGGAGAAUCUCAUGAGAGGCCAAGUAAACUUGAAGGAUGCUGUGGAUGGGACUAUAAGCUUCCAUGACAAGGCCAGGAACAGGGUCUACAAGCUGAAUGAUCAGACCGCCAAGCUUUUUGUCCGCCCGAGAGGCUGGCACCUACCGGAGGCACACAUUCUCAUUGAUGGCGAGCCUGCAACCGGUUGCCUUGUGGACUUUGGCCUCUACUUUUACCACAGCUAUGCAGCAUUCCGCCGGACCCAAGGUGCUGGGUUUGGGCCUUUCUUCUAUCUCCCUAAAAUGGAGCACUCAAGGGAAGCAAAAAUAUGGAACAGCGUGUUUGAGAGGGCAGAGAAGAUGGCAGGGAUAGAAAGAGGAAGCAUCAGGGGCACUGUUCUAAUUGAAACACUUCCGGCUGUCUUUCAAAUGGAUGAAAUCCUGUAUGAGCUGAGGGAUCACUCUGUGGGUUUGAACUGUGGAAGAUGGGAUUACAUCUUCAGCUAUGUCAAGACUUUCCAGGCUCAUCCGGAUCGCCUGCUACCAGACAGGGUUCUAGUUGGCAUGACUCAGCACUUCAUGAAGAGCUAUUCUGAGCUCCUCAUUAGGACCUGCCACAGGCGUCGUGCGCAUGCCAUGGGCGGCAUGGCAGCACAAAUUCCUAUUAGAAAUGAUGCAGCAGCAAAUGAGGCAGCAUUGGAUCUGGUGAAAAAGGACAAGCUAAGAGAAGUGAAGGCAGGGCAUGAUGGAACCUGGGCAGCCCACCCUGGACUGAUCCCAGUCUGCAUGGAAGUCUUUACCAACAACAUGGGAAAUGCACCGAACCAGAUUCAAACAAUGAAGCGUGAAGACGCGGCCGCACUGACUGAAGACGACCUCUUGCAAAGGCCUAGAGGAGUGCGCAGCAUGGAAGGUCUCCGGCUCAAUACCCGGGUUGGAAUCCAGUAUUUGGCGGCAUGGCUUACCGGAUCAGGUUCGGUGCCUCUUUACAACCUCAUGGAAGAUGCUGCAACUGCUGAGAUUAGCAGGGUUCAGAACUGGCAAUGGUUGAAAUAUGGAGUGGAAUUGGAUGGAGAUGGGCUUGGGGUGAAGGUGACCAAGGAACUCUUUGGGAGAGUGGUGGAAGAAGAGAUGGCUAGGAUUGAAGGAGAGGUUGGUAAAGAGAAGUUUAAGAAGGGAAUGUACAAGGAGGCUUGCAAGAUAUUCACCAGGCAGUGCACAGCCCCAACACUGGAUGAUUUUCUUACUCUAGAUGCUUAUAAUCACAUUGUGAUACAUCACCCCAAAAGAUCAUCCAGGCUCUGAACCGGUUCACUCAAAUCUCCUUUCGUUGUUUGAUAUGGUGUUUGUCCUGCCUUGCUACUACUAAAUAAUAAUUCCUUCCCAUUUCCAUA
Molecule: messenger RNA, 1886 nt
Organism: Corylus avellana
Lineage: Eukaryota; Viridiplantae; Streptophyta; Magnoliopsida; Fagales; Betulaceae
Gene: MLS
Product: malate synthase
Biological process (GO): glyoxylate cycle
Cellular component (GO): cytoplasm
Molecular function (GO): malate synthase activity
Source: RefSeq, a predicted model, not a curated record